Messenger RNA from Hyalella azteca, 6706 nucleotides. Its product is annotated as RNA-binding protein 24-B. The transcript has 7 exons. The record is from RefSeq and is a predicted model, not a curated record. Gene Ontology annotation, cellular component: cytosol. Bases 403 to 1500 code for a protein of 365 amino acids. Gene Ontology annotation, molecular function: RNA binding. NCBI's taxonomy places the organism in Eukaryota, Metazoa, Arthropoda, Malacostraca, Amphipoda, Hyalellidae.
GUUUUCUUGUGUAAGGCAUAGAUUGCGGCCGUGUUAUAGCUUCACAGUUGACGAUAUUGUAGCAGCUCUACAAAUAUUACAAGUGCAAGCAGUAAAGAAUUAACGUGAAGUUGUCCUCGUUAUUGUGUGUGUGAAAAACUACUUAGAUCUUGACCCAAAAUCUGGUCUUUUAGGACAUUUGUUCAAUUACCAACAUUAUAUAAAAAGGUUCAUUCACAACAAACAAUUGAAACGCGAAAAAACGUUUGUUUUCUUCAUCAGAAAUUUUACGCACGGACGAUAGUUUGUUUACAUUCGGUCACCUAAAGCCUGGUGCUAGCACGCCUACUUGGCUGCAACUUCCAGUUCAAAAUUUUCCAUAAUUCCGUGUAUAGUAUCGGAGAACAAACAUCAAUCAUCACAAUGAUGAUGCCACCCACUCAAGCCCCAGUAUCAUUGUCCCACUCACAGCUUCCGCCCACUCAUGUCAUGCUAAACCACCCGAUCUUGGGCACCAACCCCGCUCACUUGGCAGCCAUUAACAGCUUUAACAUGGGCCAUCAUCAGUUUAGCAAGAGUGGAAAAGACACAACCUGGACCAAACUUUUCGUAGGGGGACUGCCCUACGAAACAACCGACAAGGAACUAAGAGCUUUCUUCGAGGAGUUCGGCGAGAUCGAGGAAGCUGCCGUCAUAUAUGACCGCAACACUGAGAAGAGCAGAGGAUAUGGCUUCGUUACGAUGGCCGAUACGAAGGCGGCUGCGCGUGCAGUACAGAACCCUAACCCCGUCAUCCAGGGCCGCAAGUCUAACGUCAACUACGCCUUCAUCGGCGCAAAGCACAACCCCCAGCGCGCGGCCGGCGUCACCAGCGCCACGGCGGACGAACAGAGCUACUAUGUUAUGACCCCUGAAGCGUACGCGACGGCGGCCGCUACGAUGCAUCGCUACCAGACCUUCCUGCCUCCCCAGUACGGAGCAAAAGGCGCUCUUAGAACCAAGAUCAUGCGUGGACCAGCAGGUGCUGCAGCUCUAGCCCAUCGUCCUCUCGCCACAGCGCCCUACAGGACGAGUGCCACUGCAGGAGCCAUGCUGUACUCCUCGCCGUACAGCGCCGUCCUGCCCGCCGCCGCCAUGACAGUCCCAACCGCUGCUUCUGCGGGCCAAACUGUCAUUCCUGGAGGAUUUGCAGGAUACGGCGCUCCUACAGCGUACGACUAUGCAGGACUCACGGUGCAGAGCUCGGCCGUAUCGCCUGCGUCGCAGCUACCACCGCAGUACUUCUACCAGCAGAUGGUUGAUCCAAGCCAGUACAUGACCAUGACCAGCCUGCAAGCCGCAGGUAGCCCCCUGACCGGCGGCGGUGCUACGGCAGUCAUGCCAGGGAUGUACCAGAGUCUCGGACCUACGUCUGCUGUCUCUGUCAGCGCUGCUGUCACGUCUGCCACUGCCGCUCUGCCAGCACCCGCUCCGUCUGCCCUGCCAGCAGCGACUUACCCUGCCAUACAGGACCAGCGCUAAUAUGCCAGCAAUCCGCUCUGUCAUUGACAGGAUUGCGAAAGCUACCUGCAUAUGAGGCUAUGGAAAUUUUUGACUACGAUUUGCCUAGCGACAACUCUGGAAAUAUAAUUCAGAUAUUUUAAAUUUUUGGUAACAUCUUUUCGUCUCGGUUAUGAAAAUUGUUGUUUCUUAAUGGUUUUCAUCAGUUGGGAAUAUUUUUAGGUUUCAUAUUCAGCGCGGAAAUAAUUUAGUCCCAUUGUGAAGUAAAUCUUUUGUCAUCUGACUUGCUUUAGAUCCUUUAGCAAGACGACUAAAAUUAGGUGUCAAUCAUCAUUUAUUUGGAAGAUUCCACGCUAAAUUUUGAAAUUAUGUGGCUGGUUCACAGAAUUUAAUGAAUAUUUUAUCGUGACUGACGCAUCACGAGAUUUUUAUCUUAAGUGUACUCAUGUCGACGUAUGACGCUCUCUUUCACCACUCGCGCUACGUUCCUCCAGAAAAAUAACGUGGAAAUAACGUUAAAUCAACGUUAUUUUAACGUCGGAGGAGCUAGUGUCGGCUUGCCGAUGACAAUUAGUUUAUAAAUGCUCCUGAGUGCGUUUAAUUAUUCCGUUAUUCUGCUCAAAUGAAGCGAAAUACUCUUGGCAUUUCGCUGUUUUUUAAUACAUGAAGUCGUUUGUUUGAAUUUAACGUGGAAAUGUUUUUUACUAUCCAUCAUGAUAAAAUGGCUCUUGUAUUGAGCUUUGAAUCUCUAAACUUUUAUAGCUCUCGUAAACUCUGGUAAACUGAAGUUCCAUAUAUUAAUCUGCAUUUUUUCAAUAUAUUUUUAUUAAAAUUUUACCGACAUGGUACUAUUUAAGCUACUACCUUAUCCUCUUUAAUUGCAUGGCGACAAACAUUAGUUUAUUUUUCAAAAACAAAAAAUUUUCCGUUUAUGUGUCUUUUGUCUUCAAUAGAUUAAUAUAGAUGUUAUCUAGAAAUUGAUAUUCAAAUUACAGUUUUGGAGUAUUAUUAAUAUCUUCACUUGAAAAUUUUCCUGAAAUUUGAUUGGUUAACACUUGCAGUGGUCGGUCCAGCAGCGGAUGCAAAAAUCGCAACUUUUAAGCCAAGCGACAUGUUGAUGAAUACUUUUACAGGUACUGAGGAACGGUUUCUACUGAUAUUUUCAGUAAGAUUGCGUCCAUUAUUCAAACUGAAUUUCCUUAGAAGGAAGUGUAGAAUGACAAUACAACUUUAAUAAAUAAGAGCCUCUUACACUUUGAAAUGUUAAAUCAUUUAUAGUACCAGCGUGAAUGUACGUCGUAUGUGGUGUAGAUCUUUAUUGAUGCCAUUCAGGGCCAACAAUUGUUGUGAUUAGAUACUAUUCAGUCAUUCAUCUGAACUGAAUUUUUUCCUUGAUCGUUUAUAUUGUUGUCAGCUAUUGAAGGUCUUGUGUGACGAUAGCUGCGUUAAGAAAUUCUGGGGCAUUAGACAUAACAAUGUCGACUGGCGUAACAAUGUUGCAAGUCAUUAUAAUUUAAGGGUAUUAAACAUCGCAUAGCAGAACAUUGAGUAUCCACCGAGAACUCGCCUCUAAUUUCAACUAGAAUAUGAUGCUUGAUGUUUAGUGAAUCUUUUUCUGUGUCAGGAAUGACUGAUUUUAUACACCAGGGGUACGAAUCCCCGAAAGCUUAAAUGUCUUUAUUAUUGUGGUCUUUGAGCGCCUUUGUUUGAGAAGAGAACCUGGUCUUUUUUGCAGCUGAUGUUUGAAUCAUGUAUAUAUUGUAACUUGUAGUUACUUCCUCUUAUCAUUAUGGAGACAAUGUUAAGUUUUUGUAUAUCUAGGCAGGACUUGAUCAGGUCAGUUAUCUUUACAGAGCUGCGAUUGCCUGACUUCACAUUUGGAGACCAGAGAAGCACCUCGCUGCUGAAAUCACAGCUUCUGUAGCAUUAAAUAUUCUAACUUACCUUUAAAGUUACCUUUAGGUUUAAGUAAUUUUUGUGCAGCCUGAACAUAAAACAUUUUGCUAAACACUUACAAGACACUCGGUAUAAUUUUUUACUAGUCUAUUGAUUAAUUCUUAUUCCAUUCUUGCAUAAAUUCAAAUUCGAACAUUAUAUGUUUCAUCAUUCAUCUAGGAAGCGUCAGAGACGACAUCAGUUACUGUUAUACUCACUAAAUUUCCUAGGAGUUUGCUGAAUUAAAGUAAAAAUGGGGUAAAAUUACAGCAUAUUAGGCGCUUUACUUUUCACGGUCCACUAACUAACGCGUACGAAAAUUAUUUUCCCCUUGAUCUACAUAAGCGACUCAGUUCAAGGCUGACUUGCACUAUUUAUCCAAUCCUAUUUUGUAAUAUUCUUAUAUUCAUUUUAGUGAUAAUUGUAGUAAUAAAAUGUAGCUUAGUUAUUCUUGUAGUAAAAUGAAGCAUAGUUAUAGCGUAGAAGAUAAAGUAAUGGUUAGAUUUUAAGUCAGUUAAGUUUCACGCAGUCCUUCUAGACUUUAGUGACAUGUUUAAAAAUCUGUUAGCACAUUUACUCUCUACCACAAUGAUCGUUAUCUUUGAUAUGUUGCCGUAUUAAUCAGCUGUCCGAAUACUGCUUAGCCUGAUAUACUCAACUUACUGUAUUUCUCAUGUGCAUACAUGCUAAGAAAUUUAUUCUCAUUUGUUGCAUAUACAGUAAUUACCUUAUAAUGCACUCAUUGCAAUGAUUUAAACCUUUUCCAUUUAGGAGAUGUAUUCUUCGAUUUGAGCAUUAUACUCUUGAGAAAAAAAAGGGUUCGAAUUCGCUUUUUCAUUCAAUUGCAUGCGCUGUUUUACGAAAUUUCAUGAUUGUAUUGCAAUUUUCAAACAGCCAUUUCUCAUCUCGCCAUUUCAACAAGUUUGGCGAGAAAUCGAAUAAAAACGCUGUACCCAAUUUUUCACAUCAACUUCAUAAUCAACAAUUAAGCAUAAUUGAAGUUGCGACAUGGCUGGGACUAACAAUUUCUGUGCCAUCUUCAGUAAGCUGUUCUUAAUUGUCAGACGCGUUCAAUUAUAUUUCGAAGAUUCGGCACGCAUGGUGCCUUAUUAUCGUGCCUGCUUUCAAUUAUAAUUCUAAUGAAAGAAUGACUAUACUGAGAUUUUCUAGUACCCUUUGGCUCUCGAACCCAUACAUUUUUUUUCGGAAAUUUUCAAAACUCUGCACAAAAUUGUCCCGGUUUUACGGGUGAAAACCUUCAGUCUUUUGAGAAACGUUACGACGAGUGAUUAUUCUGACCAAGAUUGUUGCUCUUUGAUGUUGUAAAAUUUUUAAUUGUCACUCCUGCUUCGAUAUUCGUUUUAAAAACUUAAUAGUUCGGUCAAAAUUAUUUGAUUUGCUCUUUUUUUUGAUCUUCUUUCUUGUUUUCACUUGGCGAACUUCCUUUAGAAUAUAAGUGGUGCAAGUCUAGUCAGGUUUUCGAGCUCACAAGCAAUUCAAGAGGUGAGCGGUGCGCUUAAAAGGUCUAUUGAGAACUGAUAGUUUUUUAUCCCCUUCAGCCUAUAACAUGUCAAAAUUUGUUAUAAAUGGGCAUUAUUUUUAAUGUUAACUUUGAAUAUUUUGAUGCUUGGAUCACUUAAGUUACUCGAAAGAUUAUUCACUGCAGUUACCGUUUCAAGUGCAACUGGAUCAUUAUCUUUAAUCACUGAUGAUUUGUUGGUAAAGUAGACCUGUGAGACUAAAACGAAAGUUCAUAAGACUUGAAAAGAUUUUCAUGAGACUUUCUAUAUGAAGAAUAGAAAGUUCAUAAGACUUGGAAAUAUAUUCAUGAAACUAUAUUUAAUGUUAUAGGAACGUAGCUCAAGGACCAGCCUGGUGGAUGUUCACACCGUGCCUUAUUAGCAAUAAGCAUGUCAGUCGAUCUACGUAAUAACGUCGUUCUGAUUAUUCACUUUUUUUAAUCCCCACGUCGCACUUUAUGUACUUAUAUAAUAAUAUUAAUUAUAUUAUAUGAUAACGCACAUUUCUUUUACUGUUCUUUACAUGUUUCUUAAUCUUUGUCAUGAGAUGAUAAUCUCAUGUCCAAUCUUACGAUCCUAGAGUCCUUCCAUGUUGAGAUUGUUUUGAAGAGUUUCAAAUGCUUUAAACAGUUUCAGAACAUCAUGAUGCUACCAAUAAUCCCUCCGACUGCCUUAAUCUGCCUUAUAACCUGCUGAAACGUACAUAUUCAUGAUUAAUUUAUAAGUCACAGUUUAUUUUUUCUGAUACGGCUGCACCAUCAGCUGUUUUGUCUAGGCAGGGUAGUGAGUUGUGGGUUCGAUCCUAGCGACCUGCUACAGUUCUGGUCAAAAUCGGCGAAGUGGCCGGUGUCUUAAGCACACCAAAACUGGAUUAGUGAGUUGCGUGUCCGAGACCGCAACAAGCUGUGAAUAUUCUGCCAUGUUAAGAAUCGGCAACUGGUCCAGUUGCCUUAUGAACGCUGGCUCCGCUAUAUAUGCUAUACUUUACGUUUUGGACAUUAAUUUCUAUAUGGUGAUAUUCUUUUAAAAGCGAGCUCCUCUGUAUUAGAGCUUCUGUUGUAGUUAUCUCUGAGAUUUGCUCAAACCCAAGAUGUGCUGCAGCUUCUGAAGAACAUCGUAAAUGCUGCAGUGAUAACAAAUGCUUAAGGAAUAACAAAUGCUUAUUAGCGAAGCGUUUGUUUGUGGGCAGCGACAUGACGGCUGCUUAUAUGAAGGAGUUUUUCACACCAAAAAAAUUAACUUAUUUGAUUCGUUCGUUGUCACUGUAAAAUUGUAUUUUUAUGGGAAAUUAUGGCUGUUUGUAAUGGAGAUUAGCCGAACAAUUUGUAUUUGAGUCAUUUGUUCAAGACGGUCAAUGAAGAUUGUAAUAAAUGCAAGAGUGUACUCUUGAAUCUGUCGAGAUUGGUUUAUUCAGAUGAUAAAUAGUGCUGUCUCCCUUAAUUGUAUGUGAUUGUCGCAAUUAUGCGUAGGAAGGAAUAUUAACUUUCCCAUUAAUAACUCCACUAUAAGUUAGCUCUAAUGACUGCCCAGUUUUGCAGAGAAGCGUUCAAUCGAGGUUAUUUACUUCAUUGAGGUAUUGACAUAAAAAAUACAUGCAGAUCCGAGCAUUUGUUUGUGAAACAGAGUUGUUGAUUGACAGCCGAUGAAUGGACAGAUGAAUUAGUUAUCGGAAUACCCGAUUGUUAUCAAUUUUGUUGGAUGAAUAAAUUCAGUCGCUGAUGCAUGAAAGCAAUGUUGAUAUUUAACUUUAGUAAUAAAUCAUUAAUACCUCA